Dictyostelium purpureum is the source of this 1353-nucleotide messenger RNA. RefSeq lists its product as uncharacterized. The record is from RefSeq and is a predicted model, not a curated record. The annotation marks the transcript as partial. The transcript is spliced from 5 exons. NCBI's taxonomy places the organism in Eukaryota, Evosea, Eumycetozoa, Dictyosteliales, Dictyosteliaceae. Gene Ontology annotation, molecular function: iron ion binding; monooxygenase activity; oxidoreductase activity, acting on paired donors, with incorporation or reduction of molecular oxygen.
UCUGGACCUUUUGCUUUGCCAAUUUUAGGGAAUUUACAUCAAUUAGGAAAAUUACCACAUCAUAUUUUAACAGAUUUUCAUAAGGUGUAUGGACCUAUCUAUCGUUUAUUCUUCGGUGAUAUUUAUACUGUUGUGGUUUCAGAUCCAUCAUUGAUAAAACAAAUCUGUAUCGAUAAUGCAGAUUUAAUUGGUAAUAAUAGACCAGUAACACCAAUUUUUAAACAUGUUCAAGGUGGUAGAGGUUUAUCGACAUCAAAUUUUGAACAAUGGCACAAAAAUAGAAAUAUUUUAAACAAUGCAAUGAAAAGGUCAUCAACCAAAAAGAUUUAUGAUCUUUUAGGCCAUCAAGCAAAUGAAUUGGUAAAAUCAAUGAAAAAAUUCUCUACCUCAGGUGAACCAUUUGAAAUUCAUUUAUAUGCACAUAGAUAUAGUUUGGCAACAAUGUUUAAAUAUCUAUUUGAUGAAAAUAUUGAUUACAAUGAAGAUAUCUCAAAAAGCAAGGUUGCAGAAUUCAAUACACUAUUUGUUAAUAUUAUUAAAGAUCUUUCAACUGGUAAUUUAGGUGACUUUAUUAAUAUUCUUUCACCAUUUUAUUAUUGGUAUUUAAGUUUAACUGAAAAAAAUGUAAACCUAAUUAAAGAUUUCCUAAGAACAAAGUAUGAUAACCAUUUAUCAACUAUUGAUUUCGAAAACCCAAGAGAUUUCUUAGAUAUUUUAAUCAAAGAAUAUGGAACAAAGAAAGACACUAAAGAAUCAAUUGUUUCUGUUUGUUUUGAUUUAUUUUUAGCUGGUAGUGAUACUGUUGCAAUAACUAUGGAAUGGUUCACCUUAAGAAUGUGCAAUAACAAAGAUAUUCAAGAAAAAGCUUAUAAUGAAUUAAAAAAUGUUGCUGGAGAUAGAAACUACUUAAAACUAUCUGAUCGUGCAUCAACACCAUUUUUUAAUGCAGUUAUUAAAGAAACAUUAAGAUCAAGUCCUGUUUCAGCAUUUGGUUUACCAAAGUAUUCAAUUCAAGAUAUUAAUAUUGGUGAUCACUUUAUUCCUAAACAUUCACAAAUUUUAAUCAACUAUAGGGGUUUAAGUUAUAACGAAAACUAUUUCGAAAAUCCAAAAGAAUUCAAUCCAUUAAGAUUUUUAAAUAAAAAUAAUGAUGCCUAUAUGCCUUUUAGUAUUGGUGAAAGAUCAUGUGCCGGAACCACCCUAGCUUCUGACGAAUUGUAUUUAGCAUUAUCAAACAUUUUAUUAAACUUUGAAAUCUCAAGUAUUGAUGGAAAAAUUAUUGAUGACAGUGAAAUAUUUGGUUUAACUUUAAAACCAAAUCCUUUUAAAGUUAGUUUAAAAUCAAAAUAUUAA